UUUACAAGCUGUUGCAUGCAGCCUUCUCCACAACGCGUGGGUGAAAGCAGAAGGAAGAUGAGAGGAGAAGAGAGGUGGGGAGCUGCAGCUAACCGGGAAUGAAGGCGCUAGAAUGCCCUGUGAGACGGUGUGGAGGACCCGCCACAGUUACGCACGCAAGAAAAAGUGAUUUAGAAUCGGACCUUGGUGUUAAGAGUCGUCGUUUUGGCUGAGAGAGAGAAAAGUUUGCAUCUAGAAGUAGUUUUUUAUUAGCCAGCAGAGAUGAGACUGAACUUUUCUACAAGUUGGAUAGUCCGUGGCUGGAUAACAUGUGUCCUUGUCACCUUUUACGCACAGAAUGCUGUCUCCAGAUCCCCCCAGUGUGAAGAAACACAUUACUUAAGAAACUCCAGAUGCUGCGAGAAGUGUAAACCAGGCCAUAAAGUGUUUUCUGACUGCACUGAUUCCGAACAAACUAAAUGUAACAAAUGUGAUCGUGAUGAAUAUCAGCCUGGCUUGACUGAUGACAAACGCUGUCUUCAGCAGAAGUUCUGUGACCCAGAUAAGGGUUUUAUGAAGAGGCCUGACAACCCAGUGGCAGAGGAGCAGUGUCACUGCGUUCCUGGCUUCCAGUGCCAUAUCAUCAACUGUGAGUUCUGUGAAAGGAUACCUACCUGCAAUGCUGGAUAUGGACUCGAGGAAGACCCUGAGUCUACUAAUGGAAGGAAGAUCUGUGUCACAUGUAAGAAGGGCUUCUUCUCUGCUGAAAACAGUGCCGAAGAAUGCAAACCAUGGACUAAUUGUAAGGCUGAGGGCAGGAGUGAAAUACAGCCAGGUAGCGCUCAUGCUGAUGUAGUGUGUGGACCGCCUGUCUCCGGUGCAGCACCCUCCUGGGCUAUAGUUUCAGUGCUGUCAGUCAUCACUGUUCUGUGUCUCCUCAUCCUGCUUCUUUUCUGCUACAAGGACAAACUGAAAUUACUCUCUGUAAAUCUGCGAUCCUGUGUCCAGAAUUUGAAAAGGACAAGGAUACAACAGGAGACCUUGGCCCCUCUUUACCACAGUGGAGCAGGAGGAGGAAUAGGAGGAGGCCCUGGAGGCCCCAAAUGUACACCAUGUGAGACGACCAAACUCAUCUGCCAAGCACCCCACAGUCCCACUGAUGAGACCCCAUGCACCUUCCCCGCCUCUGUUCCCGAUGUCAAGGUCUCACUGCCCAUCACAGGGGAAAUGACAGAGGGAGAAGGCACCAAGGGGAAGACGGUGAUGGAGGAACAGAGCAAAGGGUCUGGAGGACCUGAGGAGGUGUCAGAAGAAGAGGAGGUCGUGAGUGUGUCUCCUCUUUUGGCAGGUUCUUGUGUGUGCGUCAUUCCCAUCCACGAGCCAUUGGAAGUGGGAGAGAAUGAGGACUGUAGCCAAGCUGUCAGCCCCGGGACUCCAGGGACCUGCUCAUGUGGCGGGUUUGAUGGAGAGAGGGAUGAGGAGAAAAGUGAGAGUGUAAGGGCAGACAAUGGUGGAGAAAAGCAUGAUGGGAAUCCAGACAAGAUGGUUUUGUCCAAGAGUGAGACAGGUGUUGCAUCUCUCCUCUCUCUCUCUCCUCCACUCCUCCACACCUCCUCUGUAAUCUCUCCAUCCGGUCCACUUCCUGAACUCUGCCUGCCGUUGUGCCAGGCUCAGGUGAGGCCGGAGUUCACACUUCACCUGACUGACAGGUCAGUGGUAAAGCAGGAGAAAUUAUACAGACUGGCGAGUACAGACUCCACCUCAACAGAAAAUAGUACAACUUCUGCGAUGACCUCGGUCAGCCCCUUGAUGAUUUCCUCAUCGGUUGGAGAUCUCUACCUGGACAAGCCCGCUGAUGCCUCGAGCCCGGAGAAAGGCCAGGGACUUUCCUGCGGGGAUAGCAGAGGAAACAAGCUCUCUUCUCUGGAAUCAGGACUGGAGUGCGCACCUGAGAGCCUCCAUAGUCAGCUGGCUGAACCAACUUUUACCUCAGGUCAGGUGUCCGGGAGCCACAACACCACCUUCAUCUCCAGUGGUCAGGUGAUGAACUUCAGCGGCGAUGUCAUUGUCGUCUAUGUCAGCCAGACGUCUCUAGACAGCGACGGGGUAGGGCAGGACGAUGCCUUUGGGAGCCCUGUCCAGGAAGAGGCUAAUGAGACAGCCCCAUUUUUCCAGAGCUGCCUGAGAUCACAAGGGGACUCCAUUUCCCACUGCACCAUGCAAGACGAGACACUGCCAGUCCAGGAAGUGAUGGAGGAGCGGCCUUUGGGGAAGUGAAAAGUGCCCAUUGGCUGUUUAUUUGUCAGUACAGCGAUCAUUUCCAUAACCAUCAGUUGUAAAAAAUGACUUCUGGUUAUUUCUGUUGGUUACGUCACCUUUUGUAUCUUAGCUCCCAAUUAAUGUACAAA
Messenger RNA from Morone saxatilis (striped sea-bass), 2387 nucleotides. It is a transcript of the gene tnfrsf11a, whose product is annotated as tumor necrosis factor receptor superfamily, member 11a, NFKB activator. The record is from RefSeq and is a predicted model, not a curated record. Lineage: Eukaryota; Metazoa; Chordata; Actinopteri; Moronidae. The transcript has 10 exons. Gene Ontology annotation, cellular component: external side of plasma membrane. Gene Ontology annotation, molecular function: cytokine binding; tumor necrosis factor receptor activity. Bases 262 to 2256 code for a protein of 664 amino acids. Gene Ontology annotation, biological process: multinuclear osteoclast differentiation; response to interleukin-1; lymph node development.